Molecule: messenger RNA, 1822 nt
Organism: Lactuca saligna
Lineage: Eukaryota; Viridiplantae; Streptophyta; Magnoliopsida; Asterales; Asteraceae
Source: the annotation of a GenBank genome assembly
UAUUUAAUUUCCCUUCAUUUAUUUUUUAAGGUCCAAAUGAAAUUUCGUUGAGCAUCGUCUCGGUAUUAACAACUAACUGCAAAUUAUGCAAAAGCUAGUCGCAUUUUUCUUCCAAUCCCAAAUCUCCUUGCUCCUGAUCCGUGAUCACAACAUAACAGUGGAAGAUCGAUAACCAUGAACUAACGCAGGUACAUAAGUAAUCAGUUCUCGAGUUCCCUCCAGGUAUGAUUUCUUUAAGUUGACCUGAUUUCUCAUUGAUUUUAGAUAUAGAUAUCUAGAUUUAUACUUAUGUAUAUUUGUAAUUGUAUAAUCUAUUUUUCACAAUGAUGAAUUCGUUUUCAAUUUCAUUUUAUUGAACUGCAAUUCGCUGUUGACGGAGUUUUGCUUCGAUAUCUAUCGCACACAUCGCUGCGGUUUUCUGACAUAUUCAUGCUAUGUGGUUUGUUUACUUGCUUUCUUAGUUGGUAUUAGUUUAAAUGCACUGAAUUUGGUGUCUGUUCUACUACCACCUCAAACAUGGUGGUUCAUUAUCAUUUAGACGUUUGGUGUGAAACAGAAGUUAUUCGGAUCCUUAGCCAAUUAGGCGAUUAAGCUAGAAUUUGUAAUCAUACAGCUUUAUGAACAGGAACAUCGAUUUACAGAGACUACUGAUGGAUGAUACAACAUCCCUGAGUUACUGGUUGAAUUGGAGGUUCUUCCUUUGUGGAUCAUGGGUCCUCAUUGUUAUUAUAACAGCUGCGAUUUUAAUAAUCAAAUAUGAAGUGUUUAACACAAAGAGACGUCACCAACAAGAUGAUGAAACUGAACCUAUUGGGAUUUUGUAUGAGGACGAAACUUGGAAAACCUCUUUGAGAGUAAUUCAUCCUGCUUGGCUUCUUGCUUAUAGAUUAAUUGCUUUUGGUGUACUAUUGGCUUUGAUCAUUUCUAAUCUGGUAAUUGGUGGAGCUAGAGUACUUUUCUUUUACACUCAGUGGACUUUUGUUUUGGUCACUUUCUAUUUUGGGCUUGCGUCUUCACUUUCCAUUUAUGGGUGUUGCCAAUAUUGGAAUGAAGUUGUUGAUGAUAAUAUGAAUGAUGUGGGUUUAGAGGAUUCUUUAAUACAAGUGAGUGUGGAACCUCAACAUAUGUCCAUGAAACUGAGUAACCAUGGAGAUAUUAGUACACACAAGACAGCUGGCAUAUGGGCUUAUUCAUGCCAAAUUGUCUUCCAGAUAUGUGGAGGUGCUGUGGGGCUCACUGAUGGUGUAUUUUGGUUUAUAAUCUAUCCAUUUCUUGCUCCUGCAACUUACAAAUUGAAUUUUUUAAAUGUUUGCUUGCAUUCGAUUAACGUUGUUCUCCUCCUCAUUGAUGUGAUUCUAAAUCGCUUAAGGUUUCCAUUCUUCCGUUUAGCAUACUUUGGUCUGUGGACAUGUUCGUUUGUCAUCUUUCAGUGGAUUUUCCAUGCUUGUGUUUCAAUGAGGUGGCCAUAUCCCUUCCUUGACUUAUCAUCUUCAUAUGCUCACAUCUGGUAUUUUGGAUUGGGGUUAAUCCACGUCCCUGUAUUUGGCAUCUUUGCACUCAUAGUUAAGUGGAAGCAGUUACUUUUGUCAAGGUUUUCAUAAAAUCUUGGAGCAUCCAUCAUGUAAAAGAAGUGUCAAUUGUAAUAUACUUAUAGGUAACAUCAUUGAUUUGAGUUAUACUUCACUAAUAUGGUAGUUGUGUAAACAUAAAGAGACUUGAUUAGAAUGGGUCAGAAGGGUUAAUGUGUUAAAAUGCAUGGCAGUUUUUAAAUUAUUUUUAUUAAACGGUUAUAUUAAUAUUUGACAAAUUAAUUAUUAUCUAU